AAGUGGCUAAUUACGCAGCAGGGGAAGAGCCCCAACGUCACCAUGCUGAAACGAAACUUACUACAAGCUUUCAAACGCAACGUGUAGUUUUUGCACAGCUGCUUUUAAAACUUGCUACUUUACAGAUAUGGCAAUUGCCAGCUGUUUGCUGUCAGAGGAGCAAUUCCUGUGUUCUGUCUGUCUGGAUGUGUUCAUUGAGCCAGUCUCAACGCCAUGUGGACACAACUUCUGCAGUGCAUGUAUCCAUAAGUAUUGGGACAGCAGUGACAUUUGCCAGUGUCCAUUUUGCAAAAGGAUAUUUUCUCCAAGACCUGAACUCCAAGUCAACACUGUUGUGUCUGAAUUAGCUGCUGAGUUUAAGACGUUAGUUCAAGUCAAAGCCUCAACUCCAGACAAACAACUUGCUGGAACAGCAGAUGUUCUUUGUGAUAUCUGCUCUGAGAUAAAGGAAAAUGCUGUUAAAUCGUGCCUGAUGUGCCUUGCAUCUUUCUGCGAAGUGCACCUUGAGCCACAUCAGAGAGUUGCUAGUUUCAAGAGCCACACAUUAUUAGACCCUGUGAAGAAUCUUGAUGACAGAAUGUGCAAGUCGCACAACAAGAUAACAGAACUGUACUGCAGGACUGACCAGGUCUGUAUUUGUGUCUUGUGUUUCAAAACCAAUCACAAGAGUCACAAUGUUGUCCCACUUGAGGAAGAAUAUGAAGCUGUAAUGGCAAAAAAAGAUGAGGCAAUGGCAAGUAUCCAAAAGAUGAUACAAUCACGCUCCGAGAAGAUAGUUGAAAUUGAAAACUCAGUUGUUGUAAGCCAGAGAGAAGCUGAGAAAGAGAAAGAAGCCAGUGUGCAGGUCUUCACUGACUUGAUCCGCUCCAUUCAGAGAAGCCAGGCCGAGCUUGUAGAGGUGAUUGAGGAGAGGUACAGAGCAACAAAGCAAAAGGCUGAAUGUUUUCUCAAAGAACUGAAGAUGGAAAUGGCUGAGCUUGAAAGCAGAAGCAGCCAGCUGGAGCAGCUGUCACAGUCUGAGGAUCACCAUCAUUUUCUCCAGAGCUUCCCAACCUUGUGCUCUCCUUUAAACAAGGACUGGACCAACAUUGGUGUUCCCAGUGAUCUGUCUUUUGAGGCAGUGAGAGGUGCUGUGACUCUGCUGAAACAGAGACUUGGUGAAAUAAUGGAAGGGCUUCCUGAGAUCAAAAUGAAAAGGAUGAGAGAACAUGCAGUGGACUUGACUCUUGACCCUGACACAGCAUUUUGCUCACUUGUCAUAAGCCAGGAUGGAAAACAAGUGAUACUUGUAGACACCAAACAGAAUCUUCCCUACAAUCCAAAGAGAUUUGAAAUGUAUUCAGAGGUUUUGGCAAAGGAGGGGUUCACAACAGGGAAGUUUUACUAUGAGGUGCAAGUGACAGGAAAGACUGAGUGGAUUGUUGGAGUGGUCAGAGAGUCAGUUGAUAGAAAGAAGGACAUGGCUCUGUCGGUUAAAAAUGGUGCCUGGGUCAUUGGUCUUGAUGACGGUAUAUAUAGUGCAUAUACAAAAUCAACAGUUAAAAUAACACUGAAAGAAAAACUUCAGACGGUGGGCAUCUUUGUGGACUAUGAUAAGGGAGUGGUUUCUUUCUAUGAUGUGAAUUCUAAAUCACAUAUCUAUUCUUUCACUGGUGCCCUCUUUACAGAGAAACUUUACCCAUACUUCUGCCUUCAAAGCAACGUGAAUGGAACAAACUCUGCCCCUCUCAUUAUAACCCCUGUACCUCAAACACACUGAGUUCUUAUUUGGUCCUUUUUUGGUCUCUUUAAUACACUUAACAAAUCUGUAUUAGCAGCAAGUAUUAACAGCAACUUCCAAAGGUUAUCAGACUAGUCUCUUUAAUAUUAAAAAUGUUUUCUAUCCUUGCAUGAAUGAAUAAGUAAAAGAAGUAUGACACUGCAUCAUCAGGGCAUUCUGUUCCUGUCUCUACAGUUUACUGUUGUAUUACAACUGAGGUUAUCAAUGUCAUUUAUCAUGAUAUAAUGUAAUGCUAAUUGAGAUAUACUGUUGGUCUUGUGCAUAUUUUGAUUGUUGAAAUAGAUUAUAUGCAGUAAAUUGUAACAUUCCUGUCAUGUCAGACACGUUUUGCCGUUUGAAUCAAGACAUACUGUAUAUACAUAUGAUUUAUCAGAUGGAGAUUUACAGAAAGGGACAGUAGGGAAAGGGACCAGUGCAUAAAAAUUCUUCACUUUGCUGAUUUCUUGUAAUUCACAGUGGUUUGAAAUGAAGAGGUUCUGUGCAUUUGAUAAAUGGGCCUGAAUAAACUACACACCUAGACUGA
Siniperca chuatsi (mandarin fish) is the source of this 2303-nucleotide messenger RNA. RefSeq names its product zinc finger protein RFP-like. The transcript has 2 exons. Gene Ontology annotation, molecular function: protein binding; zinc ion binding. Lineage: Eukaryota; Metazoa; Chordata; Actinopteri; Centrarchiformes; Sinipercidae. The record is from RefSeq and is a predicted model, not a curated record. The coding region runs from base 128 to 1759 and encodes 543 amino acids.